CCGGCUGGCGCCCUUUGAGCGGCGCGCGGCACCGUGGGGUCUCGGGGCCCGCCGCUCACAGACAAUCGGACCCUUGGAUAAACAUGAUGCGCUCCCCGGGAGAGGGGAGCGGGGCCACGUCCGCGGGCGGACCCGGCGAGGAACCCGGAGCCCCCCCGUGCGGGGGAGAAGGCGGGGACGGUCAGGCCGCGCGGGCUCUUUAAGACCAUGUUCGUGCUAACGCAUACCGGCUCCUGGAGAAGGCGGUGAGACUAAGCAAGGACGAGUUCCAAAGGGAGGAGAGUCCCCCACCUGGCUUCAGCGCCCGCGCGGCUGGUCCUUCAUGAUCUCGAUGCAGAGGCCUCCAAUGGCUGUGAUAAGCCUUCUGUUCUUGGCAGUGAUGUAUGUCGUGCACCACCCUUUGAUGGUCAGUGACCGGAUGGACCUGGACACACUAGCCAGAAGUCGGCAGCUGGAGAAGCGGAUGAGCGAGGAGAUGCGCCAGUUAGAACUAGAGUUUGAAGAGAGGAAGCGAGCAGCUGAGGAGCAGCAGAAGGCAGAGAACUUCUGGAGAGGAGACACAUCCAGUGACCAGUUAGUGCCGGGGAAAAAAGACAGGGGGCGGCCGUUCCAGGCGGAUGGCCACGAGGGGCCGCUGGGCUGGAUGCUGGGAAACCUGUGGAACGCUGGCCUCUUUUGCUUUUUUCUCAUCUUUGAGCUCCUGCGACAGAACAUGCAGCACGAGCCGGCCUUUGAUUCCAGCAGCGAUGAUGAGACGGAGGAGGUCCGUGUCGUGCCUGUCACCUCCUACAACUGGUUUACCGACUUCCCCCCGAGGGAGGCCCUGGAAUCCUUUCACAAACACCAGAUCCAGAACGUCACCCGGGACCUGCCCUGCACCUGCGAGUUCGUGGAGAGCUUUGUGGACGACCUCAUCAAGGCCUGUCAGGUGCUCAGCCGCCGGGAGGCUCACCCACAGUUGGAGGACUGCCUGGGCAUCGGGGCUGCCUUCGAGAAAUGGGGAACCCUCCACGAGACCCAGAAAUUUGACAUCCUGGUGCCCAUUGUUCCCCCCCAGGGCACUAUGUUUGCGCUGGAGAUGAGGGAUCUGGCCCUAGGCCGCCGCUGUGGCCGCGUGCGGGUCGAGUCGGAAUGCGUGUGCAAGCGUGAGAAGCUUCUGGGGGACGUGUUGUGCCUGGUGCACCACCACAGGGACCACUCAGCCCUCCUGGGCAAGUGUAACAGCUCCAUCAAGGCGGCUCUCUGCACUGGCUCCUACCUGGAUGUGUGUAAGACUGUGCAGUGGUUCACGAACAUGGUGGGCAACGCCUGGGCCCUCGUGGCCCACAAGUAUGACUUCAAGCUCAGCCUGCCGCCGUCCACCACCUCCUGCAAGCUCAGGCUGGACUACCGCUCAGGCCGCUUUCUCUCAAUCCGCCUGGUCCUGGGUGUGCAACAGGAAGACACCUUGGUCUACCUGGUGAGUCAGGCCCCUGACCAGGAACAGCUCACCAGCGUGGACUGGCCCGAGUCCUUUGCAGCCUGUGAGCACUUGUUCCUAAAGCUGGUCGGGCGUUUUGCUCCCGAGAACACCUGUCACCUCAAGUGCCUCCAGAUCAUUUUGAGUCUCCGGGACCUUCAGAGUUUACCCCAGGGAGCAUCCCACCCCAUCCUCACCUCUUACCACUUCAAAACAGCCCUCAUGCACCUGUUGCUGCAGCUGCCCCUCACAGACUGGCAGCAUGGCAUGCUCUCCCAGCGGCUCCAGGACAUCCUCUGGUUCUUGGGCCAAGGCCUCCAGAGAAGGUCCCUCCAUCAUUUCCUCAUUGGUAACACCUUCCUGCCCCUGACCAUCCCGAUCCCUAAGACAUUUCGUAAUGCUGAGCCCGUCAAUCUCUUCCAACACCUGGUGCUAAACCCCAUGGCACAUUCACAGGCAGUGGAAGAGUUCCACAACCUUCUGACCCAGGUGAAAGCUCUGCCCUGUGCCCCGCUGGCUGGGGCACAUUAAUGUACAGGCCAUUAAAAAGGGGGAGAAGGUA
Lagenorhynchus albirostris (white-beaked dolphin) is the source of this 2021-nucleotide messenger RNA. It is a transcript of the gene ITPRIPL1, whose product is annotated as ITPRIP like 1. Gene Ontology annotation, cellular component: membrane. The record is from RefSeq and is a predicted model, not a curated record. The transcript is spliced from 3 exons. Bases 323 to 1990 code for a protein of 555 amino acids. NCBI's taxonomy places the organism in Eukaryota, Metazoa, Chordata, Mammalia, Artiodactyla, Delphinidae.